Molecule: messenger RNA, 4825 nt
Organism: Pseudophryne corroboree (corroboree frog)
Lineage: Eukaryota; Metazoa; Chordata; Amphibia; Anura; Myobatrachidae
Gene: GPCPD1
Product: glycerophosphocholine phosphodiesterase 1
Exons: 20
Coding region: 155-2185 (676 amino acids)
Biological process (GO): glycerophospholipid catabolic process
Molecular function (GO): glycerophosphocholine phosphodiesterase activity; starch binding
Source: RefSeq, a predicted model, not a curated record
GUAGGGAAGUGUUAUGCUGGCUGACUGCGGCUUCCGGAUAUACUGACUGCAGCAAUCUCCGCCGGAGCUAGGCGGCUCCAUUCCAGUCUGGACCGGUUUGGACGGUGUGGGGAGGGAAGAGCUUUCUAUGUGGGCAGCAUAAGAAGACUCUACCAUGGCAUUCUCCCACGUCACCUUUCAAGUCAGGGGAGCGGUGGUGCCAGGAGAGGUCAUUGCACUCUCUGGGAACAGUGAAGUGCUAGGUGCCUGGAGACCAGAAAGAGCCGUUAUCUUACAUCCUGACUCUAGUGAUUGUACGGUCUGGAAAACAAAUGUUACGCUUCCUAGAGGAAUCCCAAUACAGUAUCGGUAUUUCAAGGGUGUCUUCCUGGAGCCAAUGAGUACCGGAGGUCCAUGCCAAGUCAUAGUUCAGAAGUGGGAGACUCAUCUGCAGCCGCGAUCAAAAAUCCCUUUAGAUAAUGAAUCUUUUAUUGAUGAUGGAGAAUUUGGAAUUCACAAUGGCGUUGAAACAGUGGAUUCCGGAUGGCUGACAUGUCAGACUGAGCUUAGAUUACGUCUACAUUAUUCUGAAAAACAGCCUGUUUCUAUAUCCAAGAAAAAAUUUAAAAAGUCUAGGUUUAGGGUGAAACUGACAUUGGAAGGCUUUGAAGAAGACGGCGAAGAUGAAGAACCAGAUAAAACGCCACCUGGUUUUCUCCUAAAGAUGGCUAGCAGUUUUGACAUCUCGCUAAUAAGCAACACAGAAUAUAAGUGUCGGCAUUCGCAGCCAGAAUGUGGCUAUGCUCUCCAGCCUGACCGAUGGACUGAAUUCAGUAUACACACCAUGGAGCCAGAAAAUUUGGAGCUACUGUUUGACUUUUUUGAAGAAGACCUCAGUGAGGCGGUGGUACAGGGGGACGCACUCCCAGGACACGUGGGCAUAGCUUGUCUCCUGUCCUCCACCAUCACGGAGACUGGGAAGAGCAACGGCGUUAUCACACUCCCCAUUAUGAGCAGGAAUGCCAGACAAACCCUUGGGAAAGUUAGAGUUGAUUUUAUUCUUAUAAAGCCAAUCCGAGGAUUUUCAUGCGACAUGGCCAGCUCUUUCUGCAAGUACUGGAAGCCACGGACCUCACUUGAUGUUGGACAUAGAGGCGCCGGUAAUUCAACCACAGCUGCAAAAAUGGCUAAAAUUCGUGAAAACUCUGUGGCUUCACUAAAAAGCGCUGCCAACCACGGGGCAGCAUUUGUCGAGUUUGAUGUCCAUCUUUCCAAAGAUCUUGUUCCAGUUAUCUAUCAUGACCUGACCUGCUGUAUAUCUAUGAAAAAGAAAGCGAAUGCUACGUCUGUGGAGCUGUUUGAGAUCCCUGUGAAGGAGCUAUCCUAUGACCAGCUUCAGCUGUUGAAGCUGGCACACGUGACUGCACUGACGCUAAAAGAUCAUUUUGACUCUAUUGAUGAGGAGUGUUCUGUGUUAGACAGCCAGCCGUUUCCUUCCCUGCAAAUGGUGUUGGACUAUGUCCCUGAUGAUGUUGGAUUCAAUAUUGAAAUCAAGUGGAUCUGUCAAGAGAAGAGUGGUAAAUGGGAUGGCAAUUUGUCUACUUACUUUGAUAUGAACACCUAUCUGGAUAUCAUUUUAAAAACUGUCCUGGAAAACCCCAGCCACAGACGGAUUGUAUUCUCUUCAUUUGACGCAGAUAUUUGCACAAUGGUCCGACUCAAACAAAACAGAUACCCCAUACUUUUUCUGACACAAGGGCAAUCUGAUAUAUAUCCUGAACUCAUGGAUCUCAGGUCUCGGUCAACUCCUAUUGCAGUCAGUUUUGCUCAGUUUGAAAAUAUUCUGGGAAUAAAUGUCCACACAGAAGACCUUCUGAAAAACCCGCACUAUAUACAAGAAGCUAAAUCUAAGGGCUUAGUUGUAUUUUGCUGGGGGGAAGACACCAAUGACCCGGAGAACCGCAAGCUCUUAAGGGAAUAUGGCAUUGAUGGUCUGAUCUAUGACAGGAUAUACGACUGGAACCCCGAGCAGCCGAACGUAUUCCAGGUGGAACAAAUGGAGCGUCUUAAGAAAGAGCUACCGGCGGAAAUGCUUCAGAGCUGUCUCUGCCCAGUUAUCAAUCCCUAUGUUUGUAAAUCAGAGCACUGCACGCGGAACGGUAUCGCCAUGGAUACCAAUGGCGUUGCUAACCAUCAGCCACUGUAAUUUCUCAUUCUUUCAGCUAGCAUCUCAGGGUUUGCAUCCUCAUUUGCUGUCCUACUGAAGCAAUAGUGAAGCCAUUUUGAUGUUCCAUUACACCUAUUUGCAUCCUAAUUUUUUUUUUUUUUUUUUUUUUUUUUCCGGCCAGAAAAUCAUUCCAACGUGACGAUCAAUUGUAAUGGCUCUUGUUGAGUAAAAGCAAUUACUGGUAGAGAAGGUUCCUGUAUAAACUGUUACUUUGUGUAACCAUUAUACCUCAGAGGAAAAGGUUUCCCUUUUAUCCUUCAAGUGCAAUAUUCAUUAUCCGGAAACUUGUAUUCCGUGUACGCAUCAAUCACUGUACUGUAUACAUCAUUAUUUCUGGCCGCCAUUGACUGAUUACCUCAGUUGCAGAUUUUUGCACUGCGAAUAGCAGUGGUGCAGUCCAUACAUGCACCACUGCUGUUUUUGAAAGUUUGUGCCAUGCUCCCCAAGCUCAUGCAUUCUAGCUUUAUGGAGACAUUAGUUGACGUCUAUUUGUUUGCGUGUUUUGUGCCAUACCAUAGAAGCAGAUUUCUCUAGAUCUUAGCUGUAGAAUUGGAAUGUCGUCCUAUAGUGAGGCAGCUGUCGCCUUGCCUUCACUAAAAACAUGUAAAAUACAAAACGAAAAAGCUUUGUUCCAAAUGUGUGUAGUGAUAAUGUAUAGGUCAAUGUAGAGUUUGAUUAAUAACACAGGAUUGUUUUAACAAAUAUGUAUAAAAAAAAAAAAAAAAAAAAAAAAACGUAGGCUAGACUAUUCUGUGCAAUGCUUGUUCUAUCUGCUGACGUGAUUGCAAGCACUUAGCAUGGACUGGUUACUAAUCACUGUGCCUAUACAUUUUUACAAAAGCCAAUCUGUACAGUAUGCUUAGAACGAUGUGGGGUUUAUUAACGGAUUCUCCCCCCCAAAAUAAUAUAUAUGCAAGUCACUGACUAUUCAGCAGUACAGUCAAAGUCCAACGCCAGGAACAGUCUUGUCGAUGUACAGUAUGAUGUCAUAGACUGUUCCUGAAUAUCUGGUGUGUUGGCUGCAGAUUUCAUAUACAAACACAUUUGCUGCAACUGUGGAAUGUAGCAUUGUCCGCGGCACAUGCACCGACUUAUUUAUUAUUUCCAAGAGGAAAUAUGUCUGUAAUCCUAACACCCUCUAUGUCUACUUUUGUAUGUGUGUGUAUUCUAAAGCAGUCCUGUCGCCAAGUCCUAUUAUGUUUAAUAUAGAGAGAGAGCAUUUUAUUCAGAGUUCUGUGCAUGCGCUUUGCUUCCUCCAGGGGACACAGCAGGAUUGCCGAGAGGAAGCUCUUGGGCCAGCUUCCUAUCUGCAUCACAGCUCUCUGCUGCGAGAGCGGUAGGAAGCUUGCAGGGAGAAAGGAUGGUCUGAUGAACAAAAUGCUUUCUCCUGAGUGAACGGGGAAUUAAAAAAAAAAACAAAAGAAUCAUGGCACUUUGUCAGGUUUUCUCUAAGCUCACUCAUUGCCUACACACUGUGCAGAGAAUGGCUCCAUCCUUGGUAAUAUUUCGACUUUAUUCCCCUCACGUUGUCGGCUACCACUCUUCAUCAUCACAACUCACCUGUGUCUAGGCCUGCCCUUAGCACCUUUUAAAAGGCCAUUAAAUCUAACCAGUACAUUGAUUUGGAAUACAGCGUUAUUUGGUAACAUCUGUAAAUAAAUAUGUAACUGUUUAUAAAUUAGCUAAAUUCCUGCACUCUGGCAUUUUAUGUACUGGCUGAAUGUAGGGAAUUGUCUUCUGGAAUAAUGCAUAAUGUACCAGUGUACAUUUGUGAUGUGUCCUUCAGUGGUCUGUUAUACAGCAUCCCUGGAGACGAGGGUCCUUGAUGUGCACUUACCUGUAUAUUUUAUUAAGUCUCUGUCUGGUAUGAGUUCUCUAGGUUAGAAUUGGUUGGCCUUUUAAAUUUCCAUCACAGGAGUACUGAAAAGCACUGGGAAAUGACAUUAGGUGGACAGGAAGUUAAGGUUCUGCAUGACAUUAUAGGAAAUCACAGAGGAGAAAACCUGUAUUGCGUUCACCGUCUAAUAUAGUAGCUGCUUUGAAAUCCCUUCUUGUGCCUCCACAUCAUGUAUUAGAGGUGAAUUAUGUCAUAAUUACACAAUCAAGGGUAUUCACAACCAUCUUUUGCAGUGGAAGAAUGUGCAGUGGAGGAACUUGAUUACCUGAUGCUGGUACAGUAACCCAGGCAUCGAGCGCCUCCACCAUGUAAAAUGCCAUAACCUCAACAUUGGUGUUUUGUGAGACGUGUUCCUUUAUUAGAAGAGAUGAUUUACACACUCAGGAGUAUGAAUGUAUUUCUCAAAUGUUCUAUCAAGCUUCCAAGAGAGAGAAGUACUAUACUAAUUUUACUUCCAUAACCAAUGAGAGUGCUGUCCAACAAGAGCUUAGUGGAUCACAAUUCUUCAGAAACGACUUGAAUAAUAAAUGGUCGUGACAUCCCAUUCUGGUGCUAUAAUGCCACCUCUGACAUUUGUGUAUGGGUGUGCAGUUGAUGAUUACAAUAGUACGGACUGUAACCGGUUUAUAAGCAUGCCAUUUAUGUAUAGAUCUUUUUCAUUGUAGGUUGUGUCGUUGUUAGGUUUAACUUUAUACUUAAUAAUAAAGUAUUUUCACUUCGAA